Molecule: messenger RNA, 2400 nt
Organism: Ilex paraguariensis (yerba mate)
Lineage: Eukaryota; Viridiplantae; Streptophyta; Magnoliopsida; Aquifoliales; Aquifoliaceae
Source: the annotation of a GenBank genome assembly
GAGUACUAAAAGUAGCACAGAAUCUGAAAUUGACACAACUGUGAGGGAGAGGUAUCUGGUUCUGGCUACUUUGUUAUUGUUGCCAAAGACAAUUGAUAUGGCUGGCAGGGAUAAUCUUGAACCAGAAAAAGGGAAUGUGGAUCCUCUGAAUUACCAUUCACCUAAUCUGUCCGCCGACUGGCGAUUUAGUGAUGCCAAUCUCAUGAAUACAUCCGUGGAAUUGAUUCCCAGAUGCAAUUCCAUGGCAGAUUUUAAAGGAAAUUUAGUGGAGUCUCCUUCAUGUUCCUUUGUUUCCAUGGUGGACUCAUUUUGCACUACCAUUUGGGACCAGUCUACCCAUUCACAAAACUUAGGUAUCUGCGAAAUUAAUGUUCCAAACAGUGCUAGCAAUUCAAACACACUGGGAAUUGGAACAAGUGGUAUGGGCCCCUUAAGAACUGGUGGUGAGAGGACACUUGGUAUGGGUUGGACUCCUCCAAAUGCAAUGUUAAAAGGAGGUGUGUUUUUACCUACUGCUUCUGGGAUGCUUCCUCCUAGCUUAUCUCAAUUUCCUGCAGAUUCGGGGUUCAUUGAGAGAGCAGCGAGGUUCUCAUGUUUCAGUGCAGGGGACUUUGGUGAUAUCAUGAACCCUUUUAGCAGUCCACAAUCUAUGAAUCCUUAUUCCAGGGGUAUGGCAUCAAUGCAAGGCCCACAAGAGGUUUUUCUAGGAAAUGGAUUGAAAACAAUAUACAAUCAGCAUCAGAAAAAAGAGAUUAGCAUGACCGAAAAUUCCAAAGAUGUUGAGGGUAAGGCUAUUAAAGGAAGCCCACUUAAGGAUGAUAAAAAGAGUGUGAGCUUUGGGGGAGACGGUGUGUCAGGUAACGAGUCUGAUGAAGCUGAGUUUAGCGGUGGUGGUCAAGAAGAGCCGUCCAUGCUGGAAGGUAGAGGUGGGAAACCUUCCCCUAAGGCAGUUGGCUCAAAGAAAAGGAAAAGAAGUGGUCAGGAUAUUGAGAUUGAUCAAGUCAAGCGAGCCCCACAACAACCAACUGAAACUCCAAAGGAUAGCCCAGAAAUUCAACAGCAAGGAAAUCAAAGCCCAAUUUCAGUUACCAAUAAACCCAAUGGAAAACAGGGUAAGCAGAGGUCUCCAGCUUCAGCUUCACUGAAGGAAGAAUACAUUCAUGUUAGAGCACGUAAGGGCCAGGCAACAAACAGCCACAGCCUUGCAGAAAGAGUGAGAAGAGAAAAGAUCAGUGAAAGAAUGAAGUUUCUGCAGGACCUUGUACCUGGGUGCAGCAAGGUCACAGGCAAAGCGGUUAUGCUGGAUGAAAUUAUUAACUAUGUACAAUCACUGCAACAGCAGGUUGAGUUUCUGUCGAUGAAGCUUGCUACAGUUAAUCCACGGUUGGAUUUUAACAUUGAAGGGCUCCUUGCGAAAGAUGUCCUUCAAUCACACGCUGGUCCUUCAACACUGGGUUUUCCGCCUGAUAUGACUAUGCCUUUUCCUUUGUUACAUUCAUCUCAACCUGGACUAAUCCAAGCAGGUUUUUCUGGGCUGGGAAACUCUUCGGAUACUCUUCGGAGAACCAUUAAUUCACAAGGGACAGCCAUGACUGGAGGGUAUAAGGAGCCUACUUCUCAGGUAUCUAAUGUGUGGGAGGACGAGCUCCACAAUGUUGUCCAGAUGGGCUUCAAUUCCCAUGUGAUCAGUGCUCCACUCAACAGCCCAGAUUUAAGUGGCCACAUGAAUGCAGAGCGCUAAUUGUUGUGUAGUUUUCGUUAAUGCCACCUGCCUCCUAUAUUGUUGCACUACUAUCUGAGGGAGGGUAAAAAAUGGUCUUCUUGUUGGGGCUGUUGAAUUGUGCUAUCACCAUAGUCGUACUUCAAGAUCUGCCAGCUAUUUGGCACUCAAUCAAUCUGGUUUUGAAGCUUGGGGGUCUGUUGUUGCCUGGCCAGAACAUGAAGAUUUGUCAUGCUUAUGGUUUUGUGGCAGCCUCCUUUUGCUCAAGAACUAUAUAUCACACAGCCAAGCAGUGAAAUUUUUUAGUUCAUAGAGUUAGGCUUGCUCUGUGAAUGAGAGGAUUUGCUGAUUAAAGAUGGAAACUUCACAGGAAAUGUAAGAGAAUCUGGGGGGCUUUUGUUUUCAAUCGUGAGUACAGUUGAACCACCUGGGACUUGUAAAAAGAUAACAAGUUAAACCAUGGUGGUGAUGUUCGAUCAAGGGGGGAAGACUCAAAGCUGGAUGCAUUGUUAUCCCUGUCUAUUCAAUACAUUCUUGUAGUAUCAGUUAUAUUAGAGUCAUUGUUGACCUUGUUUGGUACCCUUGGAAAUUUAAUCAAGUGUAAGGUAUCUUGUUUUGAUUGAUUGUACAAGUGGGAGUUGCUUGCCAUAGACAAUUACAUUGUUUCUGCAUGUACAGAG